UCCCCCCGCCCCGCCCGCCGCACCAGGACCCCCGGUGCCGCCGCUGCCGCCGCCGCUGCUCGCUCCGGCCCCGCGCCCGUCCCGCACCAGCCCCGGUCCCGCAAUGACGCUCCUCGCCGCCGGUACCCGUGCGGCCGCGCGCCUCCGCGGGCCCAAGAACGCACCCUGUGUCCUGUUUGCUGCCCGUCACGCCAGUGCCGUCACGAAUCUGAAAGAUGUCCUGGUCAACAUGAUCCCCAAGGAGCAGGCGAAAAUCAAGAGCUUCAGGCAGCAGCACGGCAGCACAACCAUCGGGCAGAUCACGGUGGACAUGGUGUACGGUGGGAUGAGGGGAAUGAAGGGGCUGAUUUACGAGACCUCCGUGCUGGAUCCUGAUGAGGGGAUUCGCUUCCGUGGGUUCAGCAUCCCUGAGUGCCAGAAGCUGCUGCCCAAAGCUGCGGGGGGAGAGGAGCCUCUUCCUGAGGGGCUGUUCUGGCUGCUGGUGACGGGAGAGGUGCCCACGCAGGAGCAGGUGAACUGGUUGUCCCGUGAGUGGGCCCGCCGUGCCGCGCUGCCAUCCCACGUGGUGACCAUGCUGGACAACUUCCCCACCAACCUGCACCCCAUGUCCCAGCUGAGCGCGGCCAUCACCGCCCUCAACAGCGAGAGCAAGUUCGCUCGCGCCUACGCCGAGGGCAUCCACCGGGCCAAGUACUGGGAGUUUGUCUAUGAGGACGCCAUGGACCUGAUCGCCAAGCUGCCCUGCGUCGCUGCCAAGAUUUACCGCAACCUCUACCGCGAGGGCAGCAGCAUCGGGGCCAUCGACCCCAACCUCGAUUGGUCCCACAACUUCACCAACAUGCUGGGCUACACCGACCCCCAGUUCAUUGAGCUGAUGCGGCUCUACCUCACCAUCCACAGUGACCACGAGGGAGGAAACGUGAGCGCCCACACCAGCCACCUGGUGGGCAGUGCCCUCUCAGACCCCUACCUCGCCUUCGCUGCAGCCAUGAACGGGCUGGCUGGACCCCUGCACGGCCUGGCCAACCAGGAGGUGCUGGUCUGGCUGACUGACCUGCAGAAGGAGCUGGGCGGGGAGGUGUCGGAUGAGAAGCUGCGGGAUUUCAUCUGGAACACACUCAAGUCGGGCAGGGUGGUGCCGGGGUACGGGCACGCGGUGCUGCGGAAGACGGAUCCGCGCUACACCUGCCAGCGGGAGUUUGCCCUCAAGCACCUGCCCCAGGACCCCCUCUUCAAGCUGGUGGCCCAACUCUACAAGAUUGUCCCCAACGUGCUGCUGGAGCAGGGCAAGGCCAAGAACCCCUGGCCCAACGUGGAUGCCCACAGCGGAGUGCUGCUGCAGUAUUACGGGAUGAAGGAGAUGAACUACUACACGGUGCUUUUCGGGGUGUCCCGGGCUCUGGGUGUCCUCUCGCAGCUCAUCUGGAGCCGGGCUCUGGGCUUCCCCCUGGAGCGACCCAAAUCCAUGAGCACGAAGGGGCUGAUGCAGCUGGUGGGGUACAAAUCCGGGUGAAGAAGGGACGGGGACGGGGUUGCCGUGCUGCUCCCCAGGGAACGCUGUCGGGACGGGCCCCGGACCCUCUCGGCACUGAACCCCCCCCCCCAAACCCUGGAGCCCCAUCCCAAGGGGCCCCUCGCACCCCCACCCUGCCCCGGCAGCACUGCGCACACUGGGAGCCCCCCCUGGCUCCCCCCACUGCUGGGCUGGUUGGGGCAGUGCUGGUGUGGCCAUGGGGGGCACAGCCCCCCAGCACGGGGUUCAGUCCCGACUCGUGUCCAGACCCCCCCAUGGGGCAGCAGGUGAAGAACGAAUGUCACCCCCCCACACCCGCAGGGACUCGAUACACUCCUCCCCGGCCUGCACCCCGUGUUUGUGUGACCCCCCCCCCAUGUCUGAUGCCCCCGGCAGCCGGAGCUGAGCCCCCCCCCCAGCCCCGGCCCCUCGCUGGUAUCAGCCACUUCUGUACAAACAACAAAAAUGCAAAAUAAAUGUUUUUAUUAA
This is a messenger RNA of Calypte anna (Anna's hummingbird), 2002 nucleotides long. It is a transcript of the gene CS, whose product is annotated as citrate synthase. Bases 104 to 1513 code for a protein of 469 amino acids. Gene Ontology annotation, cellular component: mitochondrial matrix. Gene Ontology annotation, biological process: carbohydrate metabolic process; citrate metabolic process; tricarboxylic acid cycle. Lineage: Eukaryota; Metazoa; Chordata; Aves; Apodiformes; Trochilidae. The transcript has 11 exons. The record is from RefSeq and is a predicted model, not a curated record.